Molecule: messenger RNA, 1179 nt
Organism: Metarhizium album ARSEF 1941
Lineage: Eukaryota; Fungi; Ascomycota; Sordariomycetes; Hypocreales; Clavicipitaceae
Product: Tetratricopeptide-like helical
Exons: 3
Coding region: 1-1179 (392 amino acids)
Biological process (GO): intracellular protein transport
Cellular component (GO): vacuolar membrane; SNARE complex
Molecular function (GO): syntaxin binding; soluble NSF attachment protein activity
Source: RefSeq, a predicted model, not a curated record
AUGCAGGCAGAGAAGAAACUGUCCGGCGGCGACGGCUUCUUCAGUUUCUUGAGCGACAAGAGCGGAAACGACAGUGAUGGCGCAGAUUUACUGGAGAAGGCAGCGAAUGCCUUCAUGGCAGAGAACAAGUUUCUGGAAGCAGGAAAGGCCUUUGAAAGGCUCGCCCCAGUCUACAGAGACAGGUUGGAGUUGGAUUCGUCGGCUGCCGGUGCCGCUGGGAGUGCUAUUGAGGCCUACGUGAAAGCCGGUGACGCCGCUGCCGCCGCGCGGUGUUUCGAGCUCCUCAGAUCUCCGGCCUUGAAAAAGGGUCAGUCGAAUCGAGUCGACAGAUACGGGCGGCUAUUGGCCGGUUUGUACGAGAAGACGCUGGGGGAUAUGAAGUCGGCGUCGAUGUGUUAUGAUGUGAUUGCUGAAGAGUAUGAAGCAAACCUCAAUCCACAUAAUGCCCGAAAAAACAAGACCCAGGCCGCGGCGACGCGCGCCAUCUAUUUCGCCCAACUCGUCACAGCCGGCACUGAUCCGCAUGAGAGUGCCAAGGACCUCAAAUACGUCGAAAGAACCUUGAUUAAAUUGGCGCAAGAUUCCUACAACACCAACGAAGUCUUGCUCAGACUGGGAAUUGUGUACCUCAUCACGGGAGAUUCGAAUGAUUAUGACAAGGCUGCGGCCCCUGCUGGACCCGCCGCUGCUUCCGUUGGUGCCCAAGCCGCCGCCGCCGGAUCCUCCGCCGGUGCGCUUGCUGAUGAAGCCAACGCUGCAUUCGAUGCUCAGACUCGUCUUGACUUUGGUUUUGCAAAGUCGAGGGAAGGUGCGCUGGUGCGUGAUUUGGCCGCGGCGCUGAAAGCGGACAACUUGCAGCAGUUUGUGAAAUUGCUCAUGCAGUACCCGGGAACAAAUGAGGAGUCAAAGGCUUGGUAUGAGACCAUGUUGAUGCUAGCCGGCGGCUAUAAAUGGAAGGGCAAUGCCGUCAAGGCAGAAAUGGAGAGACAAAAGAGACAGCCCUUUGAAGACUCGCAAAACGGCGGCCAGCAGCAGCCUUGGGGGGACCAACCAGAGCCUCAGCGUUACUCGCAGCCUCAGCACCAGCCUCAGUAUUCUUCGCCGCCUCAGCACGCGCCAGGAACGCAGGUCAAGAACGAAACGGAUCCAGACGUCCCGGAUGCAAAUGAGUGGGCGUAA